GCGCCGACGUCACGCUCGCUCGCUCCUCCCCGCGCGUCCCCGAUCAGCCUCCAGCAGUUCCACGAUCCGUCCGGUUACUGAAAGUCUCCGCGUUUCAUCCGUUUCCAGUCGCUUAAACCCGGCCAGACCGCGCGUACACGAGUGGAACCCGAUGGCUUCGACGACUUCUGACGGUUCCGAGCAAGAGUCGCCGAACCCGAGCGAACAAAACGGCGACGGGAGCGAGUCGGGCCUGCGCGCCGCCGAUCCGGAACCGGCCGUUAAGAUGGACGGAGCGGAGACGGACGAGAAGCUCAACGGACACGAGUCUACUGAACAAAGCCCGGAGGAAGCCACGCGGGCAGACGGCGGCAACGACGAGGAUGGCGAGACGGAAGCGGAGCCGGAGAAAGAGCAGCAGAAGAGCCCCGGCAGUGCGGACGGGACGGCGGAGCGGAUGAAAAGAGAACAAAGGGAGGAGGAAAACGCGUCCUCACCGGCGGAGAAAAACAGCAACGGCGGCGGCGGAAUGAAGAGGCGCGCGAGUCUGGAGAUGAUGAGCUCAUCGUCGGACGGAGAGCCUCUCAGCCGCAUGGACUCCGAGGACAGUAUCAGCAGUACUCUCAUGGACAUGGAGAGCAUCGCAUCCAGCGGUCGCUCUACGCCAGCUAUGAUGAACGGUCACGGUGGGGCGUCUUCCUCCUCCACUAAGGGCUCAUCUUACCCCUGCUGCUGGGAUCAGUGCCACAUGCUGUUCAACACCAGCCCGGACCUGGCUGAGCACAUCCGCGGGGUGCAUGUGGACGGACAGCGCGGCGGGGUUUUCGUGUGUCUUUGGAAAGGCUGUAAGGUGUAUAAUACACCAUCCACCAGUCAAAGCUGGCUUCAGAGACACAUGCUGUCACACAGCGGAGACAAACCGUUCAAGUGUGUGGUGGGCGGUUGCAAUGCCACCUUCGCCUCCCAGGGGGGGUUAGCGCGCCACGUGCCAACCCACUUCAGUUCCCAGAAUUCCUCCAAACUCUCUAGCCAAACCAAGGUGAAGGAAGAGUCACCUUCCAAAGCGGGCAUCAACAAGAGGAGGAAACUCAAGUACAAGCGGCGACGGUCGUUGCGUGAGUCGCGGCCUCACGACUUUUUUGACGCUCAGACCAUGGAUGCAAUCCGUCAUCGCGCCAUCUGCCUCAAUCUAGCGACCCAUAUUGAGAGCCAGGGCAAGGGUCACAGCGUUGUGUUUCACAGUACGGUGAUCGCCAGGCGGAAGGAGGAUUCUGGGAAGGUGAAGGUGCUGCUUCAUUGGAUGCCGGAGGACAUACUUCCAGACGCUUGGGUCAGCGAGAGUGACCGUCCCCAGCUGAAGACCAAAGUGGUCCACCUCUCCCAACUUCCUCAGGACACAGCGGUGCUGUUGGACCCCAACAUCUACAGGAUGUUUUUCUAGAAGACUGGGUGGGGAGGGCGGCUUCUGUCAGCGCCUGCUGACGUACCCAAACCGAAGUGGACGCGCGGAUCUUUUGACACAGGACUACUUUUCACUUUGCUUUAUUCCUCCCUCACUUUCUCCCUUUUUUUUUUUUUAAUGCUCAAAGUCUGCCAAAGCAUGCAGUGAAUUUUUAAUGUGUUUUUAUCCCUUGAAGAGGAAAAAAAGGCACAAAAUUGUGAACUGUGUCGGUGCUGGACUUUUAACUAUCUGGGAGGAUGUCUUGUGUACCACGGUUGAAGUUUUAAUUUUCCUUCCCUGCGUCCUCCUCAACUCUGCUGACAAGCUCUUACAAGUCCCUUUUUUCUUUCCUUUUUUGUCAAGAAAGUGCCCAUGUAAAUAUUCCAGGAGAUUUGUAAUAUAUUUUUGUACUGCGGAAAUUUUACUGUACUGUAGAUAGAUGUAAUAAGCCACAAGCUGACAGAAAACAUAAUUGUACAGAAUGUGAUAGCUAAAUAGUUUUUGGAUGAUGUGAAUGCUUCCAUAGACGUAUUUGCGUGGUUUUCUUCCCAUUUUUUUUUUUUUUUUUUAGUAUGAGGAUAAAAGAAAAGGAGUGAUUUGUAUUUUUCUUUCCCGAACACGUGCACAGACUCUUGUAACUGCUGCUCCACCUACUGAUGAGGAUGAUGGGAUGUUAUCAUCCUCCUGUUUGUGCAUUUGCUCAAGCCAAGGAGUGUAUAGACAUCUCGAUGUAAUGGUGCUAAAGCUAACACUAGCGUUUAGGCUAAUGCACAUAGGAGAACUAUAGGAUCAAUAAUGAUGGUGCUUCUUAGAUCAUGUAAUAAUCCCCUGUUCCCCAUACUUAGAGAUCAUACUUCUGUCUUUGUAGUAAAGCUUAAAAAUUCUAUUAAAAAAUGCAGUUUUUUUUUGUU
Megalobrama amblycephala (Wuchang bream) is the source of this 2331-nucleotide messenger RNA. RefSeq names its product AE binding protein 2 (gene aebp2). NCBI's taxonomy places the organism in Eukaryota, Metazoa, Chordata, Actinopteri, Cypriniformes, Xenocyprididae. Gene Ontology annotation, cellular component: ESC/E(Z) complex. Gene Ontology annotation, biological process: regulation of transcription by RNA polymerase II. Bases 152 to 1420 code for a protein of 422 amino acids. The transcript is spliced from 8 exons. The record is from RefSeq and is a predicted model, not a curated record.